AUGUACAAUCAGCUCUUCUACCAUGUAUACUACGAUUCUCAUGCUCUCUUCGCUCAGUGUGAUAUCAACAACCCGUGCAAGGUUGGCUGCUGCAGCUCUAGCGGUGUCUGUGGCUUUGAGGAAGCCCAUUGCGGCGACGGUUGUGUUUCGAAUUGCAACUCCACAUCCGAGUGUGGAAAACACGCAGUAGAGGAAUCCUUCAACUGCCCUAUCAAUGUCUGUUGCAGUCGUCCGUCCUGCCCAAGUGCUACCAAGGACCCGUUGGAGUUCCAGAGACGCAUCGCCUACUAUGAACUCUUCACCAAGGGCCGCAGCUGUGGCGUCAAGGAGCCCGAGGUCUUGCCAGUAGAUCCUCUGACGCAUAUCAACCUCGCGUUCGUCAACUUUGGCGACGACUGGAAGAUCAUUGACGACAGCCCUGACUGGGUGAAGCGCGUGGUCCUCCGAAAGAUUGACCAUCCCAGCUUGCGCGUCAACAUCGCCAUCGGCGGCUGGGCUUUCAACGACCCUCCCACCUCGACGUACUUCUCGCGCAUGGCGUCCACCUACGACAGCCGUCAGACGUUCGUCGACUCCGUGGUGGAGUAUCUGAGGGCAUACGGCCUCGACGGUGUUGACAUUGACUGGGAGUAUCCCGGUGCCGAGGACCGUGGAGGCCACCCGGACGACGGCCUGAACUAUGUCUUUCUCCUGGCAGCCCUGCGGAAGGCUUUCGAUGACGAGGGUUCCGGUUGGGAGAUUUCGGUUGCCAUCCCUUCAAGCUAUUGGUACCUACGAGGCUACGAGCUCGAGAGAAUGCAAAGGCACAUUGACUAUUUCAACCUCAUGUCCUACGACAUUUACGGUAUGUGGGACGAGGAAAACGACUGGACUGGCCCCUAUCUCAAAGGCCAUGCCGACUGGCGCAAGAUCGAUCAGGGUCUGGAUCUCUUGUGGCGGAACGGUGUCAAGCCUGAGAACGUUGUCAUGGGAUUCGGGUUCUACGGCCGUUCAUUCACCAUGUCUGAUACCAACUGCAUCCAGCCCGACGGCAUCUGCCAGUUCUCGACAGGCAGUUCUCCCGGAUCCUGCUCUGACACUGCCGGCGUGCUCACAUACUAUGAAAUUGCCAGCAGGAACAACUCCCUGGACACGGCAACGUUCUACGACGCCGAGAACACUGUCAAAUACAACGUGUUUGAGGGAACUCAAUGGGUGUCGUACGAUGAUGCGCAGUCGUUCCGAGACAAGCUUGAUCGGCUAGCCGAGAGGUGCCUGAGCGGUUUGAUGAUAUGGGCCAUUGACCAGGAUACGGCUAAUUUUACGGCCAUGAACGAGCUUUUUGGAGACUACUCUCAUCUUCAACUUGAUGGCAGCAGCCACGAAUCCAAGGAGAAGCUCCACGACCUCUUCUCCCAAUUCACCGGACAAGACUGCCUCGUCACAGAGCGGUGUACCGACGGCACCGACGGCGAACAAGGCCCUCAACAAGUGUGUCCCGCGGGGUACUCCUCAGUCACCACGGCACACAACCCCCGACAGCGUCACCCGAACAAGUUGUCCGGUGACUGCGCAAAGGGCUGUUACCGCCACGUCUGCUGCCCCAAGAAGUCCAUGCCCAAGAGCUGUGAGUGGGUUGGUGCGCCGGAACGUAACGUGUUCGGCUGCUCGGGCGACUGCGGCGGCGGCACGUUCGAGCUGAACGUAGACACCGCCAUCGAUGCCAAGGGUAACAAGCAGUGCUACUCGGGCACGCGAAAGCUGUGCUGCCAGAGCACGAAGCUUUUUGACGACUGUUUCUGGAACAGCUGCCAAGGACCUCUCUCCCUAUCGGAUUCGCCCACAUGUCCUGAUGACCAUGAUGUCCUGACUUACCGCCACGACAAGCCGGAUGGGGUCGGGCUCUGUCGUGAAGAGUACGGAGACAACGGCAGCCCCCUCACGCAGCCUUUCAAGAGCGCUCUCUGUUGCCCCAAAGGGCGGUCGUUUGCCAUUUGUAACUGGACGAACCAGCCCAGAGACUUCACCAUGGGGAACCCCGACUAUUGUCUCCCCGCGCCCUGCGGCAACGACCAGGUCCAGGUAGCUACUGGCAAGACGCCCCCGACCUCGACGUCCCACGGCGGGCGAUACCAGAACGUCUGCAAUGGUGUAUCGCUACCUCCCAAUACCGACCCGCACUUUGGCUUCUGUUGCGCUCCGCCCUCGACAUGGAACGUAGACUGGCCGGUCGACCCUGCCCAUCUCUGGGAGGAGCACUUCAACGACCGCGAGAAGGACAAGGCGCUGUGGCAGUACGACACUCACCACGGCCACAACGAUGAGGACGACGCCAUGGCGUCUCCUGGCAAGAUUGACGGUUCCGACGCCUACGGCUUCAUGAUGCUGAAUGGCCAAAAGGAGGCCAUAGACGACAACUUUGGCAGUUCACACACGGUCGUGCGGCGGACGGCUGCAGUCCCCAACGUGAAACGAGAGAUUCUCACAACCAACCACACGUUGAUUGACGCAGUUUUUGACCAUGCCAAGGAGACCAUCUACGUCUACUGCAACUAUCCCGCAGGAUCACACGAGUGCGAUUCCGUCUUUGAGGGCGGUGCCGAGGACACCGUCAUCCGCCUCCCACCUCAUGUGGGAAAGAGGCCAUUCGCCCGUAUUGUCUCCAUGGAGCUCGCCAGUGACGGAUACCAGCUCCCAACCCACCAUGUCCGUCACCGUUCCCUCGACGGUCUCCACGACAACCCCGUCUACAAGGUACACAUCGACUACAAUUUCAACAUGGUGCGCCAGGACCGCGGCCCCGUCCAGAUCCGCGUCGACUACACCAACCUCCUGGGCUACUGGAAGGAGCUCACAGACUCGAAACCGAGCCGUGUUAAGAGAGGCUUCGGGGAAGAGGAAGAGGAAUUCACCAUGCGGCGUUUCCGGAACCGUGUAAACCGGGCCGAGGAGCAUGAGACCCGGCUCCGGAAACGCCGUGUCAAGAGGACAGACGUUGUCGAGAACACGGUGCCCGUCGAGCUGGUCCCGGUGCGUGAUGGUGACGACAACGCGUCCGCAGGUAUCGGCCGCGUGGGCAAGCGUUGGUGGGGGGAGUUCGUGGACUGGCUCGAGAGGCUGACGACGGUCCGGGACUCGGCCGUUGGCGACCUACCGCUCGACUACGCCGACGAGAUCAAGAUCUUCGAAGCCCGCUGGGGCUGCCCAGGCAAGACCUUCCACGCCAACCUCCGCAUGGAUCUCCAGGUCCGCAUGUCGAUGCAGGCCACGUACGCCUACUACAUGUCGGCCACGUUCAUCCCUCCUACGAAGAAGCCUGACGUCUUCUUCUACUUUGGCAUCGAGCCUGAGGCCUACAUUGGGCUGACGAUGGAAGGCAAUGCGGUGGCGAAGCUUACAACCGGCCGGAAGAAGAUUAUUGACACGGUCGGAUACCCGGGUCUUGCUGUCAAGGGAAUUGCUUCCGUCGGGCCUACGCUGGAUGUCUACGGAGAGAUCCAAGGUUCGAUCAAUAUGCAUGGGUCGGCAAGGGCCGGCCCUGAGCUCACGUUUGGCAAGGCGCAGGCCUACUGGCCGCAGGAUGAGUCCGCCUCCAAGUAUGACAAGAUUCUUGGCCUCGACCUCGAAGACCACCACGUCCCAACGGGUCCUCAUCUGGCACCCGACUUUGAGGCCGGCGUCCAGGCCGAGGCCGCCGUGUCCGUCAUCGUGCAGCCCGAGGCCAACGUGGGAAUCAAAGUCGGUGGUGGUAAGUGGACAGGCGGCGCCUCCUUGGUUGACGCUCAAGUUACCGCCUUCCUGAAGGGCGCCUUGACGUUCCGGGCCUGGGCAAUUGGCGAUAUUGUCGACUCCGUGUACGAAUAUGGCUACGGUGUCUACUUGUACUACAACAUCGGAUACAAGGCCAAGGCCCAGAUCCUGGAAUGGUUCGACUGGGCCACGGGCGAGAGGAAAGCCUACGAGACCGACCAGAAGCUCAUCAUUUACGAGCCCGAACCAGGCAAGAUUGACCUGAGUGACCCCUCCACCUCCAGCUCGAAGCGUAUGGAGCCUCUGCCGGACAGUGGCUACGAAGGUUCGGGUGUUUUGCGUCGGCAAUCCGCUGAGAACAACCACACUUCCGCCGCCUCGGACGAAUAUGAAGAACAGUUCAGAGCCAUGGCCGCUGGGACGGGCGGCAAUGCGAACCAAAACCCGGGCACGCCACAGUUCACGAAUCCCAUCCAAUGCCCGGCUGGCAAUCAACCCGUGUUCAGGGUCCCAGAGCUGCGAUUCAACUGCGGCGCGUUCCCUCCCAUUCAAAUUCAAGACACCAAUGGCCAGUACGAAACCAUGACGGCCCUCUGCGAGGGCUACAAGGGGACGUCGACGUCGUGGCCCCUCCACCUAACCCAUCACGCCAACAACCCGGCCAGCCACCCUCAGUGGGACUUCCUGAAGAGGUGCAACGACGCCAAGCGCCGCCAGCAGUGCCCGAACCUGGCGAGCAACCUCGAGUCGUGCCCCUACGAGACGCAGCGGCUGCACCUGGCUGUUGGCCACACGGACAGCGACUCAAUGAAGCUCGAGUGCGACGAGUUCCCCUGGGCGUCGAGCGAGGAGGGCGGCAACUACCUGCCGGCUUCGGAGCGGAGUCAAGUAUGCAUCCCCAGCGUGCAGAACGGCCUCGGCGGCAACUGUAUCGCCAUGCUCAACUUUCUGGAAACGAACGUGGGAAAGUUGGAGCCGGGCAUCGCCAAGGUGGCCGACCGAAAGAGCCAAUGGCUCUACUGGGGAGGCAAGGCAGGCAACGACAUGGAUUUCUGGUGGACGGACAAGGACUUGAACGGCGUCAAGCAGCGUUGGACCGUAUAUUCAGAUGCGCAGCCGAUUCCGGCCGGGUAUAAUCCUCUGAACUGGCUGGGACAACCCACAGGAAAGUCGUGGGUGUUCAAGCGAAACUACACCUUUUCGCUCCGAGACAGCGGCGCGCAGGGCACCGACUGGCGGGGUGCCACGGGCAAGCGCUUCGUGAGGCCCAACCAGGCGUUCAAAAACCCCAACGACUACUCCUCCAUCGUCUGCGGCGUCAACACGUUCGGUCAGGCGGAUUAUUUCCGCGGGCCUACGGAUGGCAACACCAACUUCAACGCCCUCUGCUUCACCAACAAGCGCCAGACAGGUACGUGA
Messenger RNA from Colletotrichum destructivum, 5148 nucleotides. RefSeq names its product Putative glycoside hydrolase family 18, catalytic domain, glycosyl hydrolase family 18 (GH18) active. Gene Ontology annotation, molecular function: chitin binding; hydrolase activity, hydrolyzing O-glycosyl compounds. The record is from RefSeq and is a predicted model, not a curated record. Gene Ontology annotation, biological process: carbohydrate metabolic process. The transcript is spliced from 10 exons. NCBI's taxonomy places the organism in Eukaryota, Fungi, Ascomycota, Sordariomycetes, Glomerellales, Glomerellaceae. Bases 1 to 5148 code for a protein of 1715 amino acids.